This is a messenger RNA of Ictalurus furcatus (blue catfish), 4231 nucleotides long. It is a transcript of the gene rasgrp2, whose product is annotated as RAS guanyl releasing protein 2 (calcium and DAG-regulated). Gene Ontology annotation, cellular component: plasma membrane. The record is from RefSeq and is a predicted model, not a curated record. The transcript is spliced from 17 exons. Bases 1312 to 3081 code for a protein of 589 amino acids. Gene Ontology annotation, biological process: Ras protein signal transduction; positive regulation of GTPase activity. Gene Ontology annotation, molecular function: guanyl-nucleotide exchange factor activity; calcium ion binding. Lineage: Eukaryota; Metazoa; Chordata; Actinopteri; Siluriformes; Ictaluridae.
AGCUUCUGUGAUGAUGCAAUUGCCAUUUUAAUGCCUUAAUGGGCCCUUGUACUCAAACUAAAAAGCAAAUGUAUGAAGACCAACUUUUCUUACUUAUAUAAAACUAUUGUACGCAACUACGCUGUUUUGCCAGAAAACGGUUUGCUUGUGACAUGCAUGACUAACACGAUGUACUUUGCUAAUGAAUUAAUCAGAAGUUAAAUAUCCUGUAAAUAACUAAUAUUUAUCAUUAGCUAGAAUUUGACUUGCUGCCUAGCCAAUUUCAUUAGCUACCGGAAUUGUCUAACCUCAUAUUAGCAAUAAAACAGUCUAACCUUAGUUUAAUAUAUCCACUUAGUAAAUUUGUGAAAAUUACCUCAAAUUUGAUGGCAAAGGAGACGAUUCUUUGCUUACUCCAGCAUAUUGGAACAUUUUAUUGAGGUAGGACCGAGGUGCUCAUCCGCAAAUUCAACAUGGUAGUUUAUCCAUAUGCAAAUGCAGAUGGAAAGCUCUAACACUUACUGCAUCGUGUAGUGUGAGAAGGUCACCGCAGAUGGCAAACUGACACAAUUCUAGACAGUUUUUCUACAUCAAUGAAUUUGAUUGAUAUAUAACAUGCAGACAUUGGCUAGAUAAGAGAAGAGACCUUUGUGAUUUGUAGCAAGUGCUUUAAAGAUUAAAGGUCUAGAUAAAAAUGUAAGAAUUUUUAAAUAUCACUUUGAAAAGUAUUCAGUUUCAGUAAUACUCACGUAAAGUAUAAAUACGGCAAUGUAAUACUUAAGUAUAGUAACUACGUACAAUUACUGAAGUAUUUUCCACCCCUGUGCACAAGUACAACCCAAAAAUUUGCUAGUGGCUGAUGAUUCUGAGGAUUACGAUCAUAGUUAUAACUUUUUACCAAUUCCAUUUGUUGAAAAAUCUUGUGUGAGUCGAUGUGGAAGUGUGUUGAGUGCUUUGAGGGUGUUGUGUUGAGGACGUGUGAAAAGAACCAUUCGGUUAAAAACAGGAAAUGCAAGGACUGUGAGUUUUACAACACUCCGGAAACUGAGUGUAACACACAGAUGUGAUCACAGUGAGCCCCUGCUCUUGGGUGUCUUUAGUUUCUCACAUUUUCAAGUACACUGUAUCUUACUAUUUUUUUCACAAGUCUGGGAAAUUAUUAUUAUUAUUAUUGUUUUUAACAGGAUAACCGUAUCAUCUUUCUGCUACAAGCCUUUAACGUAAAGUGACAAAGGCGGAUCAAAGAGAGGCGUGGAAAAUCGAGAGGCAGAAAACAGGAGCAGAGGGAGAGAGAGAAAAAAGAGAGAGAAAAAGAGAGUGAAGCAAAGGAAGAUGGAGAGCGUUUUAUCGGAUCAGUCAGCCAGUGUGGAAGAACUGGUGGAAGCCUGCAUCAAAGCUUUCGAUGAUGGAGUGCUAAAGGACGCCUCGGCGGUGCGGCUGUUCCUCAUGAUGCAUCCUUGGUACAUUUCCUCCACUGAUUUUGCCAAGAAACUCCUUCUGAAGUCUCAGAAUUGCUCUGCUGCUUGCUGCUCUCAGAUUUGUCAUCUUGUCAAGUACUGGAUGAGCGAGUUCCCAGCCGAGUUUGACCUGAACCCAGAGCUGGCUGAGCAGAUCCGCUGUCUGAAAGAACUGCUUGAGCAGAAUGGUGAUGUGAGGCGAAGUCUACUCAUAGACAUAGACAGUGUCCCAUCAUAUGAGUGGAAGCGGCAGCUGUCCUCGAGUAUUCAGAAGAAGAGUAAGACCUCUCUGCUAUUUGACCACUUGGACUCCUCGACCCUGGCUGAGCACCUGACCUACAUGGAGUACAAAUCCUUCUGCAAGAUCCUGUUCCAGGACUACCACAGCUUUGUGAUGCAGGGCUGCACUGUGGAUAACCCCAUCCUGGAGCGCUUCAUAACCCUCUUCAACAAGGUGUCACAGUGGAUACAAAUGAUGGUGCUCAGUAAACCUACAGCCCAGCAGAGAGCCACCGUCAUCUGUGACUUCAUUAAAGUGGCCCAGAGGUUGCUGGAGCUGCAGAACUUUAACACUCUAAUGGCAGUGGUAGGCGGUCUGAGUAACAGUUCCAUCUCGAGACUAAAAGACACUCAGGCUCUUAUUAGUAGUGAUGCUCGAAAGGUGUUUGAGGGCCUUGUGGAGUUGAUAACGUCCAGCGGGAACUACAGCCGCUAUCGACAGCGCUUUUCAGAGUGCACUGGCUUCCGUUUCCCCAUCCUGGGUGUGCACCUGAAAGACUUGAUUGCUGUUCACGUUGCCCUUCCUGACUGGGCUGACCCGGAGAAAACCCGAGUCAACCUCACCAAGACAAAUCAACUCUAUACCAUCCUGCAGGAGCUGGCACUGAUCCAGAUCACACCACCUGAAAUUGAUGCCAACCCAGAUCUCCUCAACCUGCUCAUUGUGUCUCUGGACCAGUACAACACAGAGGAAGAGAUCUAUCAGCUUUCGCUGCAGAGAGAACCACGCAGCCUAAAAUUAUCAGCAUCCAGCUCAAACCCACAAUCUCCUCUAAUAGAGCAGUGGGCAUCUUCAAUCAAACCCAAGGCUGAUCCAGUGAUCAUCAACAAACACAUAGAGAAGAUGGUGGAGUCUGUCUUUAAAAACUUUGACACGGAUGGGGAUGGCCACAUCACUCAAAAGGAGUUUGAAAGCAUCAGGAACAACUUUCCUUACCUCAGCAAGUUUGAUGACCUCGACCAAAACCAGGAUGGUAGAAUUAGCCGAGAGGAGAUGAUUAAGUAUUUCGCCAAGGCCAACUCCAUGCUGAAUUGUAAGAUGGGUUUUGUGCACACGUUCACUGCCAUGAACUGCUUCAAGCCCACAGUCUGCCAGCACUGCUCAGGCAUUAUGUGGGGAUUUUACAAGCAAAGAUACAAAUGCAAAGUGUGUGGUGUUAGCUGUCAUAAAGACUGCUGUGCUCGUUUGGCUGUUGAGUGUAGAAAACGGACAAAAAGUGUUAGUUUUGACAGCAACAUUCCACGUAUUAGCCGCUCUUUCAGCUUGCCUCCUUCUACUAGACAGAACUCCAAACCUCAGUGUGCAGUAAUCACAGAAGAGACUCAAGAGAAUCUAGACGAGGAGGUGUUUGAUGACUAUCUUUGAGAAGGAACACUCUGUGCCUGUAAAGCUGUAGAGCCCUGUUAUAUGACCCUGUCAUGGAAGACCACCAUAUCCUAAAACUGUGUGUUUGAAGUUAUUACACUUCCCAUGAUGAAUACUGCCACUCAUCUACCAUUCACUGGCCACUUUAAGACGUUAAGAUCUUCAGCUGUGCAGUUUCAGUAACUCCUGUAGCCUCUGAUUCCAGUUCUUGGCUGAUAGGACUGGAACCUGAUGUGGGCUUCUGUUGUUAUCUCAGGAUUUGGUAUGUUGAGCAUUCUGAGAUGCUUUUCUGCUCACCAUAGUACAGUGUGUCUAUUUGAGUUAGUUUCAGCACUUCCUUUCAGCAUGAACCAGUCUAGCCACUCUUCUCUGACAAGGUGUUUCUACCUGCAGAGCUGCUGCUCCCUGGAUGUUUUUUCCCCUUUUUUGCACCAUUCUGUGUAAACUCUAGAGACUGUUGUUCAUGAAAACCCCAAGAGAUUUUGGAAAUCACAACCAUGCCAUAAUCACUGAGAUCACUGAGAUCACAUUGUUUCCCAAUUCUGAUAUUUGAUGUGAACAUUAACUAAAGUUCUUGACCUGUAUCUGCAUGAUUUUGUGCAUGCACUACUGCCACGUGAUUGGCUGAUCGCAUAAUUGCAUGAAUGAAUAUGUGUACUGGUGUUUCUAUUAAAGUGGCCAGUGAGUGUACAAGUAAAUAAUAAAAAUAAUUUAAAAAGACUUUAGUUUUUACUGCAAUGUUAUGAUUUGUGAUUAAAUGAAAUGUAUUCUUUGUGAGCUUAAUUAAACUGCAGUCUCUGUUGUUUUCUAGUAAACAUUUUUUUUUCUUGAAACUAUAAGUUUGCUGGAUGAUCUGUCUUUGAUUUUGUUUUUCUUUUUUUCAAAUUAAAUUUUGACAAAGCCGCAUUUUAUUUCACUAAAAGAUGAUUUAAUCUGUGAAUUAACAGCCAGAAGGUCGCAUGAAUGACAUUUCCUACAGGUAUAAUGCCCGCUAAUUGUUCUGUGUGACAGUAGGGGGCACUGUUGACACAGCUGGAUUUGUAUCUCUUCCAUGUCUUUGUACAUACAUUUGAGUGAUCAUAAGGUACAUGUGAAUUGCUUCAAAUGUCUCAGUGAAUUUACAAGUGUUAACAUUAAAGGUUUGUUCUUU